ACUAGACUCAUUGGAGAAUUAAAUGGAUAAAAGGUAUUAGGUUGUUAACCAUUGGUAAAGCUGAGCGUUUAAACUAAAUUCUUUAUGAUCUCAAACUACAUUGUAUUUUGAAUUCACAAGCACCAAUCGGUUUUCCAUUCGACUUUGAUAUUCGAAAACAACCAUAAAAGUCGCUAAAAGAAACGUACAUUUUUAAAUUGCUCAUUUUCUCUCAUUUCCGUGAAUCAUUCUUGGGUUCACUACCAAUCGAGGAAAUUUACAAUUACCUUUCUAAAAGGAUUUACUGCAGUGCAAGAUAUUUAAUUAUAAACAAUAAUUAAAACAUACAUUGAAGCAUGCAAAGUCUAAACAUUUAUCAUGAGUAAUAACUUCAAAAUUAAAGCAUCAUGCAAUUUAAACAAGUCAUUGGCAUUUUAUUCGAAUUUAUUGUUCCGGCAGGUGUGAAUAAAAUGAAUUCAAGAUCCUUAAAUCAUUGAAGAAUUAAGCACAUAAUGUAUUUAGACUCAAUUCUAAAAUAUUUUAGGUAAGCAAAUCCUUUGCUAAUAGUCUAGAACUACUCUUGGUUGAUAGGUACGUCUAAGAACUUAUUAGGUAAACCUAUCUCAUUUGCCACGACAUAAAAGGACUCUUUACUUAUAUCGUUGAGUUACAAGAAAAUGUCGUUUUGGCAACGGAAAAUGUCGCUGCCAAAAAUAUCUUUAGCAACAAUUUUGCAUUUAAGGCAACGAUUUCAGGUUGUUAUGGGAGAUGCUGUUACUAAAGGUAUCUGCAACGACUUUUUUUCGUUGCCAAAAAUGUAUAUAUGGCAACAAUAUCUUCGUUGCUAAACAUAUGCCGUUGUCAAAACUCAAUGGUAGGCGAGUAGGCAAAUCCUAUUUUUCACAACCAUAAAUAGUCGUUACCAAAAAGUUUUCCUAUUUUGCAACGACAUAUGGUGUUGCCAAAAAGAAAUAAAUCAAUUAGUACGAACACUAGUUGUUAUGCUUUUAUUAUAUUUAUAUCGUAUCAUUAAAAUAUUGAUAAUAAAUUUUACAAGAACAUAAACCAUAAUAUCCAACAAUUAGAAUUAACAAUAGAACCCGAUUUCAUAGAUCAUUAAAUUUACAUUAUCCAAAAAAAAAAUAUGACUACAAAAUUUCAAAAGGUGAUGAAAAAUCAAUUCUUAGAGAACUUAUAAUCACAAAUAUCAAUUUUCCGAUACAUGGUGGGAGUGUGAAAGGAGUGCUCACUUCAAUGUUAGAAAUGACAACAUUCUUGUUGCCAUUAGCUUCUGUAUUUGACCUUUUCUUCUGGUGAAAAUUCUGACUGUCUUGAAGGGGUAGUGAAUUAUAGUCAUUAGUCGAAACUAAAUUUGCCUCACUGAUCUUUAGUUCUCGUGAUCGCCUUGCAGCUACUUCUCAUCAAUGUUUAAGGUAAUUUCAGGUUAACUUUAGUGGUCGAGACUACAAAUGGAGCCAACAUGGCAUUACUCAUUGCUCUCAGUUGCAUCUAACUACUUCCAUGAGUCCUCUGAUCUGCUGAGCAUAUGCUUACAUUGUUUUGAAGGAAAUAAUGCCCUUGGUCCAAGUAUGCAUUUAAUGGCCAUGCAUUUUACAGUUUCUAGCUCUCCGAGUGGCCUUGUACAACUUUCAACAUCUCAUCCCGAUUUAUGGGAGGACAAUCCCAAUCUUGCGAUCUUGAGAUUAGACUUCGUUUGAUAGGUGAUUACCUGAGCUUUGCCUUUAUAGCCUCCUUUUACGGUGCGACGGUUGACAACGUCAAAGUAAGCAGUUCUCAAACAAUUAAUCUCAAAUCACUCAGGUAUUGAGGAUUAGUGUCUAAUAAUUUUAAUGAAAUUUACUUAUGAAAGAUUUUCAUCUCUUACAGUAAAGUUUUAUAGGUCUUCCCGAUACUAGUCUUCCCAAAAUAAGUAUCUAUGAAAAUGAUUACGACAUUGCCAUGUCCACAUAGUUCAAGAAACAAAACUACUAGUCAUCUUGCAUUCUAGUCGUCUAACGUUUUUUAUGCGUCCAUCUUUAUAGAAAACUCCGACCAGGGACCAUUUUCAACUUUUGACAUUCAAGUUCACUUGAUAGACAUUUCUUAGUCACUUGACUGGUCCUGACAGUCUAUCUUGAAUAUAUGGUCAAAUUGAAGGGACUCAUCAUUUAAUAAACCACAAAUUAAAUGGAAAAAUGAAUUCUAUUCAUUAAUGUGAAUGAUUAACCAAUAAUGUUUUACAAAGUAUUAAACUCUAAAACUUUAAAACAUUAAAUAAGGACAUCAAAGCCAUUCUCCAACAUGCUUGAUUCCCAUAGCUGCAGUGUGCGAGUUGUGCUUCGCCUGCGGCAGAGGUUUAGUCAAUGUAUCUGAGAUGUUGUCAUCAGUUCCAAUCUUGCUUAUCUCAACUUCUUUUCUUUCAACGAACUCACGUAGAAGGUGAAAUCUAUGAAGUACAUGCUUGACUCUCUGGUGGUGUCUGGGCUCCUUUGCCUGUGCAAUAGCUCCAUUAUUAUCACAAUACAGAGCUAUUGGUCCUUUAAUGGAGGGGACUACACCAAGUUCACCUAUGAACUUCCUUAGCCAUAUAGCUUCCUUUGCUGCUUCAUGUGCAGCAAUGUACUCCGCUUCAGUUGUAGAAUCCGCAAUGGUGCUGUGCUUAGCACUUUUCCAGCUUACUGCACCUCAGUUGAGGCAGAAGACAAACCCAGACUGUACUCAACGAAAUCGAGUGAUUUUUGUGUCAAUUCCGCAUGUAAAAGACAUUCUAAAAUUUUGACAAAAGUACUAUUUUUCGGCCGAACCCAGAAUUCCCAAAUUCGAAGCCUAACUAUGAUUUUUCGGAGGUUUUAGUUUUUCGAACGCAAAAGUUUGUAAUUUUAAGAUGUUAAAUUGAAUAUUUGCGAUUCUUGUUGUUAAAUCAUGAAUUUUUGAUUGACCUACUGUAUAUGUUUAACAAAUUUGAAUGCCUAAGCUUGUUAAUUAUACAACCUAAUUUGUAAUUGUAAUUAAUUUGUUGAAAUUGGAAUAAUUUAGAAUUUGAUUUGGUUUUAAUAAUUAAUUAACGAUUUAAUUAGGCAUCCAUGAUUAAAAACCACCAUAAACAUUGUUAAUUUAUGAUAAAUUUUAAAUUUUUAUGACCUAGAUUUGAAUCCAUGAUAAUCGGAAAUUAAUUGAUUAAUAAAUUUUCGAUUUUUUGCCCUAAAAUUAUAAAUAUAAUAUGAUUUAUUAAUUUGUCAUUACACUACAAGGAAAAGGGGCUUAGGCAACACCCAAUUGGCCACGGUUUUUAACAACGUUGCCUAAGCCAUAUAUGGCAACGGUUUACAAGCCUUUGUAAGUUUACUUGGGAGACUGUUGCGAAUUAACAAUUAGGCCACGGUUUAUUAAAAAAGAAAAUUUUGAAAAAUAUAGAACUCUUGCCUAAAAUAAUUUUGCUAAAACGCGCUAACAAACCCUUGAAUUAUUUUGCCUUAACGCGCCAAUAAACCCCCAAAAUUUUUCGUCUUCCCUCCUUCUUUUUUGCCCCCAAAAUGCAGUAUGACUACUCGUCACAUCUGAGUUAGGGUUUCAAAAAAAAAUCUUCCCUCUUUCAACUCCAAUGAAUUUCUCACUCAAAAUUUCAGAACAAGGGUUUGAAUUUCUAUUUCACGAUUCUCUGGGUGGAACUAGAAAUUAGGGUACCAAAAAAUUAGGGUUCAAAUUUUCUCUCACUUACACAGUAGCUACGAAAUUCAUAUUGAAAGUAUCAGCAAGUCAUAAUCCCCGACAAGCAUUCGAAUUUCACAAAAUUGCAGCAAAUCUUGCGGCUUCGAGCAUCCAAACAUUCAAAAUUGUCAUUGGUUAUUUACACUAAGUUAAGCUACACAUGCACUGUGAUUUUCCUUCUUGAGCAAGUUGUUGAAGUUUAGAGACUAUAAACUAGUGCAGUGAUUCAAACACGUACAAAAUGGUAAAGCAAGGAAAAGCUUCAAGUUCUAAAGUAGGUCCAAAAGGAGCUGAUUAUGAGAAACAAAGGAGCAUGACUAUCGAAAAAAAUUCUCUUAAAUUUAAAGAACUUGGGUUGGACAAAUUGGCUGAUCAACUCCUGGCCAAAAGUAAAAACAUGCAGUCAAAAGGAAAGGAAAAACAUAAGGCCACUAAAUCGAAUGAAGCAGACUAUUUUCCAGAAGAAGAUCAAUAUGAUGAUGACGAUUCUGAAGAUGAAUUCUUUGAGCUGUCAAAUAAUGAUAGACAAGAAACUGAUGGUUUAAUGGGCUCAAAAUCUAUGCCAAAGAAGAUAAUGAGUAAGAAACGUGCAUCCGCUGUAAAAAAGAAGCCAUUAUGCCCGUCAAUGGAAAUGGAUGAUUUCAUUAUGAUGCAACAACAAAAAGAUCCAAGUGAAGAUCGUCAAAUAGAUCUCGAGAUAGAAAAACUGGAAUCACGAUUAAGAUCCAAACGCAAGCACUCUUCAAUUGUUCCAUCAGAAAACCAAGUAGUUGUCGUUCCUCAACAAAAUGAAGUAGAUCUCGUACCUGUAGAAAAUCAAGGUCCAAUAAAAAAUACCAGAGGGCCUACAAAUUUGUUUGAGGUUCAUGCUCGCAAAUGGGAUGACCGUGUGGGCAUCAUUGGGACAACCAGUGGGACCUAUCAAAGCUACGAAUGAACUCAGCCUAUUUUUUGGAACACUUGCUUGUGAUCACAACUGGGCACCAUUAAUUUACACAGAUUGGCAUAAAGUUCCUGACAAGGAUAAGAUGUGGGAAUAUGUGACUAGCAAGUAUAAACUUCCGGCAAUAGCUAAAGAUUGGGUGCUUGAGACCAUCAAUUGGUGUUGGAGAGGCUGGAAAUGUCGACUCAAAAAGCGAUAUUAUUAUAACUACUCCAACAACAAUGACAGAUGGAAGUUUCGUCCAAAGAGUGUACCCGAAAUGCAUUUCAAAACUCUACUGGGUUACUGGAAUACUAAGGCGGCAAAGAAAACAAGUUUGCAAAACUUUGAAAAUCGCAUGCAGCAAGACAACAUGCACACAGUUGGUCCUAAAGGCUUUGCUGGUAUUCAUCAGGAGAUGUUGGAAACAGAUGGUAAGCCACCAUCUAAAUUACAAAUGUUUGAAAGGACACGACGUCGAAAAGAAGGAAGAACCUAUAAGACAUCUUCAGAUGAUACGCAAAAAAAAAUUGAAGCAAUGCGGCAACAGGAAGCAUUACAAGCUGAUACAAGUAAUGAUUGUCAAAAAGACCCGUUCGAUGAAGUAAUGAAAGAUGACCAUAAUGGAUAUGUCCGGUUGAUGGGGAAAGGAGUGUCUCGCAAAAAGAUGAAGGGGAAAGGAGCAGAUAAGUCAUUAACUUUUCCCACUGAAAUUAUGGACUCCAUCAAAGCCAAUGUGCAAAAGGAUAUGAUUUGCUCGAGAGGAAGAACUUGCCAAGAAACAGGAAGCACAUGAUGUACAAGUUGCUGCAUUUUUAGAGAUGCAAAAGAACUAUGAAUCUCAAAAGGAAAGUAUGACACUUGAUAUUGUCAGUUUAGUGCUUGCCCAACUAGAAAAAGGAAAACAAGAUCGUAAUCCUACACCAGAUUUAAUUGCAAAGGCUAUUGUAUCCACAUCCAUCGGUCAUGCAGAUCAUCGGUGAGGGCAUUUGCCUCAAUGUUUAAUCAAUCAGGGUAGUAUAUCCGAAGCGUACAACUUUUUGGAGGGAUGAUUUCGGAUUUUAGGUCUAACCAUUAAUUAGACUUUGACAACAUUUUGGUGUAUAUUAACAAUUUGGAAAACUUUUUAGACAUGUAAGAUGUGUUGAUGGGUGGAUGUAAACUUGUAUGGAUGUACUUUGAUGGGUGGAUUUAUUUGAUGCACGUAUAUUUAAGAUGAGUUAAUAUAGUUUUUGAUCUAUGGAUAAUUU
This is a messenger RNA of Spinacia oleracea (spinach), 5859 nucleotides long. RefSeq lists its product as uncharacterized. The record is from RefSeq and is a predicted model, not a curated record. The transcript is spliced from 10 exons. NCBI's taxonomy places the organism in Eukaryota, Viridiplantae, Streptophyta, Magnoliopsida, Caryophyllales, Amaranthaceae. The coding region runs from base 4554 to 5405 and encodes 283 amino acids.